AUGGGCCGUACCAACGUGAGGGUUGGUGUUCCGCAGCUGUACUAUCCGCUGCCGCCUGGCAGCAUCCGACUGCUACGUCUCAAUGCACAGGCCCCGAGUACGGAGGCUGGCGCUCUGCAGGUGGUACAACUGGGACAGACGCCCCCAUACUACUCUUUAAGCCAUUGCUGGGGAACGAAACCCCGGACUGCGCAAAUCCAAGUCGACGGGCAUACGCUAUCUAUCAGCCCAGACCUCGCAGCUUGUAUCUGGAGGUUGCGAGAACUCGCCGUCGAAGGUUCCGAAUUAGAAGCCCCUGUUAACUACAUCUGGAUCGACAAUAUCUGCAUCAACCAGGAUGAUAUCCCCGAGCGCUCGUCGCAGGUUGUCCUCAUGGGAGAGAUAUACUCGAACUCCAUCAAAACGCUGAUCUGGCUUGGCCCGCACUCUAACGCGGCUUCCUCCGCUUGGGGCUUGAUUGAUAAAGUCUACAACGCUUUCAGAAGUCAGUAUCCAGAAGCAGCAGCUCUGGCCGACAUUCCUGUGAAGGCAUACUCGGAUUUCUGGCAUUCCCGUUCCGAACUACCAGACUUGGAUGAUGAAUCGUGGAUUCACUUGAGCGAGGUACUAGAAUUGACAUGGUUCUCGAGAAUUUGGGUCGUUCAAGAAGUUGUUCUGUCUUCAGAGGAUCCCACAAUUGUUCAUGGCGAUCACUGCUACCCGUGGCACCGGCUUGCGUGGGCAGCAACUUGGCUGCGUCAGAAUGGGUAUGCGAGGCUCUCUCAAAUACCAGCAAUGGUAUUAAAUGUUGAUACGAUGGCCAACUUGCGGCGGUCACGAAGCAGGUGGCCCCUUGACGCGCUCAUGUCCAUUACGCAAACCAAGUUCCAAGCAACAGACCAGAGAGACAAAGUUUUUGCCUUACUAGGAAUCGCAGCGGAGUCUCAGGACCUUUCCAAGCUGCCAGAUCAGCUACGACCAGACUACAGCGUGGACGUGACUGAGAUAUACUACAAGGUUGCCCAGUUUCUCCUUGCACAAACUCAGUCUCUCGCUAUGUUGACUCGUGCCCGAGGAACGAAUUCCGGCCUGGAGGGAAGGUUCAAGAAAUACGACUUGGAUCUACCCUCAUGGACUCCAGACUGGAGCGAUAUUGACGGAUUUACCAGGGGAAUUCGAACCAGCUUUUCUUGCAUCCACUACUUAGAUACGUCAAAGCCUGUACGAUUGGGGUUCCCUGAGGAGUACAAUGCCUCGUCCGGGCUUGCACUCAAGCUCUUGUCAGGGCCGAACGAACCCGUCCUUCGCGUGAAGGGCAUGAAACUUGACCAGGUCACCCGAGUUGUCCCUUUCAACGACCGUAAUCUUUCCAAACAGGAGUUCGUUGGGAUAUUUCGCUCAAAAAUGCCGUUAGUUUUAAAGGAGACAAUGCCACUUUUGGUCGGGCGGGAUGUUCUUGCUUGGGCCACUGACUUGAUUAAAACGACUUCGGCAGGGCAGUAUUAUCUCAGUGGGCGGUUUUGGGAACAAGUCAUGAGCGACGGUCUAGCUUACCUGUACGAAAUACUGUCACAGGAUCAGGGACUAGCAUCAUUGUUCUUAUUUCAGGCAGGUGACGAUAAUGCCUUUGCGCAACUUAGGUCCUUCUCAGAAAGCGGGGUCUCUGAAGAGUACGCAGUAUUGGUGCGUAACUUUUGCUUUCACAGAUCUUUCUACGUGACAUCGACGGGAAGGAUGGGACUUGGACCAUCGGACACUCGUGUGGGGGACAACGUGUGUGUGAUCCCAGGUGGGGAUGUACCCUACGUCAUAAGACAGAAUGGAUCUCAGUGGUGUUUAGUGGGAGAGUCAUAUGUCCAAGGAUUAAUGGACUGUGAGGUUGCGCGAGGCCACGCAAAUGAGGAGGAGAUGCUGGAAUUUCGAUAA
This is a messenger RNA of Neoarthrinium moseri, 1905 nucleotides long. RefSeq lists its product as uncharacterized. NCBI's taxonomy places the organism in Eukaryota, Fungi, Ascomycota, Sordariomycetes, Amphisphaeriales, Apiosporaceae. The transcript has a single exon. The coding region runs from base 1 to 1905 and encodes 634 amino acids. The record is from RefSeq and is a predicted model, not a curated record.